AUGCCUCUCGACAUCACCUUGGGCGAACCCGGAGAAGAGAUGAAGAACAAUACCAGCAACAACGACAACUACCACCACCACCACCAUAGCCUUAUAGGUCGGGGUUGCCGGCAACCGAUAGACUGGCAGGAAGAUGGGCCGUUAGAGCCUGCGCCCGCGCGAUUUGAACGUCAAGGCCGAACACAAAUUCGUAAAGACUCACCUUACACUGACAAACGUCGUUCCUCCUUCCACCGACAACAAUUGAAACACGCUUCAUCACUAGAGAAUGAGUCGGACCUCUCAGAAACAGAUUGUCGGUUUACCGACAAACGAAGGCACCUGAUCUCCUCAGUACAAAGCCCUCGUGAUAUCAAUACAUUGCCCACCGAAGCCUCCCACUCGCAUGAACAGGCAACUUUGAGUUCUAGCUCGCAAAAGGACGUCACAUUGCAUUUCAACCUGGAUUUUGUCGAUGAUAUUGAGGGGCAUCUAGAAGAACUGGCGCGGCUGAAACGACUUGGCCACUUUCACGAUGCAGUGGACUAUUUCAACUUUAAUCUACAGCAACAUCUCAAUCUUCCUCUCGUAAUGAUCGAAUAUGCGGACUUAUUACAAGAACAAGGAGCCUAUCGGAAACUACUUGAUCUACAGUCGCGUGGCACCCUAAAGAUGUCCCAGAAAAUGGACCCUAACCACACUCCAGAAUUGUACUCCUGGCACUUGGAUAUAAUUCAAAAAUGCGCAAAGAGCGCUUUCGAAGGGCUAUCAAAGCGGGAUAUAUGUGAAGGCACGACCCCACAAGUCCUUGAACAUGUAGAGCAAUGGUUGUCUCUACAACUUUCCGACUAUCUUGAUCAGAAGCCUGCCGAACCGGUGGAUUGGACAGAAGUGCGAGCCCCGUGA
Penicillium robsamsonii is the source of this 885-nucleotide messenger RNA. RefSeq lists its product as uncharacterized. Lineage: Eukaryota; Fungi; Ascomycota; Eurotiomycetes; Eurotiales; Aspergillaceae. The record is from RefSeq and is a predicted model, not a curated record. Bases 1 to 885 code for a protein of 294 amino acids. The transcript has a single exon.